Molecule: messenger RNA, 1193 nt
Organism: Nicotiana attenuata
Lineage: Eukaryota; Viridiplantae; Streptophyta; Magnoliopsida; Solanales; Solanaceae
Product: coiled-coil domain-containing protein 115
Exons: 7
Coding region: 56-703 (215 amino acids)
Biological process (GO): vacuolar proton-transporting V-type ATPase complex assembly
Cellular component (GO): extrinsic component of endoplasmic reticulum membrane
Source: RefSeq, a predicted model, not a curated record
GACGAAACUAGAAUUAAAUUAAGGACACCUAGCUUAACAGAUUUGCGAUUUCAAUAUGGCGAAGGUGGAAGUUGCAGAAAUGCAGAGCUCCGUCCACGAAAACGAUAAGAAUGUUUUGGAGUUUAUGGAUUCAACUGACAGCUAUCUAGUUCUUAUGAAUUCUCUCUCUUCGUCACUUCGCCAGGGAUGGUUUGAGUUGGCGAGUGCUAGGCAUUCGAUGGGUGCUUCACGUAUCAAUAGUGCUUUGUUUGACCUCAAAUCUCAUUCUGCUGCCACUACGUUGCAGUUAAACAAUUUGGAUGCUGGGCCUGAAUUAGAGAAAUUGCAUUUCAGUUUGUGUAAGUGGGCAUCGUCUGAGAGUCCAAAAAGCUCUUCUGAGGAAGCAAAAUUUGAGGAGGAUAAACUGUUACAGAGGAAAUCCAGUAGCCCAAAGGUUCUGAAGCAGGACGGUUCCUCAAAUUCUGAAGUCCAGGAAGAAAUGCCAGAAGCUACUGAAUCACCACGUACGGUUGAUGAUCAAGCCCGAAAAGAGCGGCUCAAGUCAUUAUCCAUGUUUGGGAUGCUGGUCUCUCCCAAGCUUCGAGCUGCCCAAUUGUCAUUUGAGACAGCUCUGGAAACUCUAGUAGAAGUAGCAAAUAAACGGGCAGACCUGCUUAAUGCUUAUGACCAGGUGCGAGAAAAGAUGGAGACCACCACCAAAUGACCAAAGAAGCCCUGUCUGGAGACCUCGCCUUGCUCAGUAGCCUGCAUCCUUUGCCAGGGGGGAUUAAAUCGAAUAAAUGCAAAUAGGGUCCCACCUAAAUAGGAAAAACAAAAAGGAGAAAAAGAAAGAUGAGGAACAGACUCAAGGUCUGGAGAUGGUGGCAUUGGUGAAACAGAGAGAUGAUGGCAUUAUUUGAACUGAUCUAUUUUUAGAACAACUCUCUUCAUGCCUGCUGUCCUUACCGCAAGUUUGUAUUUCUGCUUAGCUGUAAGAUUCUCUGGUGUACAGUUCUUGCACAUUUCAUAUGGCUUUUUCCACAGUGCAGGGAUUUAAUUUGUGCAAUUAACUCAAAACUUAUGAGCUAUGGUCCUUUUGGGGGGUGCGUAUUCAAUGGCUAACUAAAUGAAUCAAGUCUUGUUAUGUUAAAUAUUGAUAUCUAGAAAGGAUUUUAUUGUGAUGGAAUGUUUAAGAAUUCCGUUUUGAGAUGUCA